GAUCGCUCCUCACCACUUUCGUUCCAUGGCUCUCGCUCCCGGGUUUAUCGGCCCAAUUCAUGUAUGCAGACGUCUGUUUGGGGAAGUUAAUCCCACGUGCGUACAACAGGCACUUGAGACAAUGAUUCUAAAAGACACUGAAAGAUUCACUAAGAUAUGGAAUUUCCCUCCCUUUUCGAACACCUCAGAAGAACGCCAACCACUAUCAGUGUUAAAUGCGACACAACCAGGAUCUGACACAAGACGUGGAGAAACUGUUAGUUCAACUCGGAACGGAUGGAGACUGGUUCACCCAGAGGCUUCGUUCUACAUUACACCCCCGCGAAGGUUGAAAGCACGUCGCCGUUUGACACCAUCAGUAGCAGAAAAAACCAAAUAUGAGGUUAUGCAGAAGACAGUAUCCAGGAACCUUGAAGACGUUUUCCACACCAGCAAGAACCAAAUCUUGCUUCAACUGGCGAAAGACACAAAGUCAAUCGAAACUCAAUUCGCUGAUCUACUCCACUCAUUCCGAGACCAGGCAAAAAUGGAAGAGCCAACAUUAACAUCAGAUCCCGAAACUCCCGGGGAAGGAUGUCUCACCAAGCCACCAGUUGCAGAAAUAGUAGACCAAUUCAAACCACCCUUGAUCAGCACACCAGAAGCAUCCACCCAUCCAUGUGCUAGUAUUCAGAACCACCGACUGAUCAUAGCGCGCCCUGCUCGAUUUUCGGAACAGACAGCGAAGCGAAAAAUCAAUGCCAGAGUUACUGCUUACCUGGCCAAUGGGGUUCUGCUGAACGAGAUAUUCUCUGGAUAUGGCUGUGAGGCGGACGGGCAGGCUGAUCGGAAGCAACAUAUUAAUUAG
Molecule: messenger RNA, 847 nt
Organism: Opisthorchis viverrini
Lineage: Eukaryota; Metazoa; Platyhelminthes; Trematoda; Opisthorchiida; Opisthorchiidae
Exons: 2
Coding region: 26-847 (273 amino acids)
Source: RefSeq, a predicted model, not a curated record